AUGGGGAGAGCGGAGAACCCAGACGCAAACCACUCAAUCACUGCAAACGCCACACCAGAGGCCGUCACUGGUCCAGGUCCCACAGACGCCACAGCUGAUCCCACAGACGCCACAGCUGAUCCCACAGACGCCACAGCUGAUCCCACAGACGCCACAGCUGAUCCCACAGACGCCACGGCGGAUCGCACAGACGCCACAGCUGAUCCCACAGACGCCACAGCUGAUCCCACAGACGCCACGGCGGAUCCCACAGACGCCACAGCUGAUCCCACAGACGCCACAGCUGAUCCCACAGACGCCACAGCUGAUCCCACAGACGCCACAGCUGAUCCCACAGACGCCACGGCUGAUCCCACAGACGCCACGGCGGAUCGCACAGACGCCACAGCGGAUCCCACAGACGCCACAGCUGAUCCCACAGACGCCACAGCUGAUCCCACAGACGCCACAGCUGAUCCCACAGACGCCACAGGGGAUCCCACAGACGCCACAGCUGAUCCCACAGACGCCACAGCUGAUCCCACAGACGCCACAGCUGAUCCCACAGACGCCACAGCUGAUCCCACAGACGCCACAGCUGAUCCCACAGACGCCACAGCUGAUCCCACAGACGCCACAGCUGAUCCCACAGACGCCACGGCGGAUCGCACAGACGCCACAGCUGAUCCCACAGACGCCACAGCUGAUCCCACAGACGCCACGGCGGAUCCCACAGACGCCACAGCUGAUCCCACAGACGCCACAGCUGAUCCCACAGACGCCACAGCUGAUCCCACAGACGCCACAGCUGAUCCCACAGACGCCACGGCUGAUCCCACAGACGCCACGGCGGAUCGCACAGACGCCACAGCGGAUCCCACAGACGCCACAGCUGAUCCCACAGACGCCACAGCUGAUCCCACAGACGCCACAGCUGAUCCCACAGACGCCACAGGGGAUCCCACAGACGCCACAGCUGAUCCCACAGACGCCACAGCUGAUCCCACAGACGCCACAGCUGAUCCCACAGACGCCACAGCUGAUCCCACAGACGCCACAGCGGAUCCCACAGACGCCACAGCUGAUCCCACAGACGCCACAGCUGAUCCCACAGACGCCACAGCUGAUCCCACAGACGCCACAGGGGAUCCCACAGACGCCACAGCUGAUCCCACAGACGCCACAGCUGAUCCCACAGACGCCACAGCUGAUCCCACAGACGCCACAGCUGAUCCCACAGACGCCACAGCUGAUCCCACAGACGCCACAGCUGAUCCCACAGACGCCACGGCGGAUCGCACAGACGCCACAGCUGAUCCCACAGACGCCACAGCUGAUCCCACAGACGCCACGGCGGAUCCCACAGACGCCACAGCUGAUCCCACAGACGCCACAGCUGAUCCCACAGACGCCACAGCUGAUCCCACAGACGCCACAGCUGAUCCCACAGACGCCACGGCUGAUCCCACAGACGCCACGGCGGAUCGCACAGACGCCACAGCGGAUCCCACAGACGCCACAGCUGAUCCCACAGACGCCACAGCUGAUCCCACAGACGCCACAGCUGAUCCCACAGACGCCACAGCUGAUCCCACAGACGCCACAGCUGAUCCCACAGACGCCACAGCUGAUCCCACAGACGCCACGGCUGAUCCCACAGACGCCACGGCGGAUCGCACAGACGCCACAGCGGAUCCCACAGACGCCACAGCUGAUCCCACAGACGCCACAGCUGAUCCCACAGACGCCACAGCUGAUCCCACAGACGCCACAGGGGAUCCCACAGACGCCACAGCUGAUCCCACAGACGCCACAGCUGAUCCCACAGACGCCACAGCUGAUCCCACAGACGCCACAGCUGAUCCCACAGACGCCACAGCUGAUCCCACAGACGCCACAGCUGAUCCCACAGACGCCACAGCUGAUCCCACAGACGCCACAGCGGAUCCCACAGAUGCCACAGUUGAUCCCACAGACGCCACAGCUGAUCCCACAGACGCCACAGCGGAUCCCACAGACGCCACAGCUGAUCCCACAGACGCCACAGCUGAUCCCACAGACGCCACAGUUGAUCCCACAGACGCCACAGUUGAUCCCACAGACGCCACAGCUGAUCCCACAGACGCCACAGCGGAUCCCACAGACGCCACAGUUGAUCCCACAGACGCCACAGCUGAUCCCACAGACGCCACAGUUGAUCCCACAGACGCCACAGCUGAUCCCACAGCUGAUCCCACAGACGCCACAGCUGAUCCCACAGACGCCACAGCUGAUCCCACAGACGCCACAGUUGAUCCCACACAGACGCCACAGCUGAUCCCACAGACGCCACAGCUGAUCCCACAGACGCCACAGCUGAUCCCACAGACGCCACAGUUGAUCCCACAGACGCCACAGCUGAUCCCACAGACUGAUCCCACAGCUGAUCCCACAGACGCCACAGCUGAUCCCACAGACGCCACAGCUGAUCCCACAGACGCCACAGUUGAUCCCACAGAUGCCACAGUUGAUCCCACAGACGCCACAGCUGAUCCCACAGACGCCACAGCUGAUCCCACAGACGCCACAGCUGAUCCCACAGACGCCACAGCGGAUCCCACAGACGCCACAGCUGAUCCCACAGACGCCACAGCUGAUCCCACAGACGCCACAGUUGAUCCCACAGACGCCACAGCUGAUCCCACAGACGCCACAGCUGAUCCCACAGACGCCACAGCUGAUCCCACAGAUGCCACAGCUGAUCCCACAGACGCCACAGCUGAUCCCACAGCUGAUCCCACAGACGCCACAGCUGAUCCCACAGACGCCACAGCUGAUCCCACAGACGCCACAGUUGAUCCCACAGACGCCACAGCUGAUCCCACAGACGCCACAGCGGAUCCCACAGACGCCACAGUUGAUCCCACAGACGCCGCAGCUGAUCCCACAGACGCCACAGUUGAUCCCACAGACGCCACAGCUGAUCCCACAGACGCCACAGCGGAUCCCACAGACGCCACAGUUGAUCCCACAGACGCCACAGCUGAUCCCACAGACGCCACAGUUGAUCCCACAGACGCCACAGCUGAUCCCACAGACGCCACAGCUGAUCCCACAGACGCCACAGCUGAUCCCACAGACGCCACAGCUGAUCCCACAGAUGCCACAGCUGAUCCCACAGACGCCACAGCUGAUCCCACAGACGCCACAGCUGAUCCCACAGACGCCACAGCUGAUCCCACAGACGCCACAGCUGAUCCCACAGACGCCACAGUUGAUCCCACAGCUGAUCCCACAGACGCCACAGCUGAUCCCACAGACGCCACAGUUGAUCCCACAGACGCCACAGCUGAUCCCACAGACGCCACAGCGGAUCCCACAGACGCCACAGUUGAUCCCACAGACGCCACAGCUGAUCCCACAGACGCCACAGUUGAUCCCACAGACGCCACAGCUGAUCCCACAGACGCCACAGCGGAUCCCACAGACGCCACAGUUGAUCCCACAGACGCCACAGCUGAUCCCACAGACGCCACAGUUGAUCCCACAGACGCCACAGCUGAUCCCACAGACGCCACAGCUGAUCCCACAGACGCCACAGCUGAUCCCACAGACGCCACAGCUGAUCCCACAGAUGCCACAGCUGAUCCCACAGACGCCACAGCUGAUCCCACAGACGCCACAGCUGAUCCCACAGACGCCACAGCUGAUCCCACAGACGCCACAGCUGAUCCCACAGACGCCACAGUUGAUCCCACAGCUGAUCCCACAGACGCCACAGCUGAUCCCACAGACGCCACAGCUGAUCCCACAGACGCCACAGCUGAUCCCACAGAUGCCACAGCGGAUCCCACAGACGCCACAGUUGAUCCCACAGACGCCACAGCUGAUCCCACAGACGCCACAGCUGAUCCCACAGACGCCACAGCGGAUCCCACAGACGCCACAGUUGAUCCCACAGACGCCACAGGGGAUCCCACAGACGCCACAGCUGAUCCCACAGACGCCACAGCUGAUCCCACAGACGCCACAGCUGAUCCCACAGACGCCACAGGGGAUCCCACUGAAGCUACAGUCUUCUUCAGAGUUGCAGAAAUCGGCCACUUCUUCCCUGGACACAGCUCCUCCGUCACCUGCACCUGUGUUUACGAGCGUGUGAGAGUUAAGAGUCAGCGCAGAUGGCUGAGCUCUGCCGCUGUCACGUUUUUGGGCCUUUAG
Knipowitschia caucasica is the source of this 4176-nucleotide messenger RNA. The record is from the annotation of a GenBank genome assembly. Lineage: Eukaryota; Metazoa; Chordata; Actinopteri; Gobiiformes; Gobiidae.